AACGUACGGAAGAAGAAUUCAAAAUAAUAUAGAUUUGAAUAACAAUAGUGUGCUGCUUCACAGCAUUCACACUAAUAAUAAAGGUUAGCAAUAGUUGUCUAGUUGUUCUUGUAAUUGUCAAGUGUCCCAUCGCCCUUUCACGGUCACUCUGUCCCUCUGCUUCACUGUCACACGCCUCCUCCUCUGCCUGGCAGUGACCAUGGCUAUCCUCUCCUUCUGGCUAUACUAACUAAAUUGGCCCCAAGGUGUGUCGGACCACCAGGCAAAUGCCAGAUUACCAGUCCAGCCCUUGACAACACAAAGAGAGCCUGCAGGCUAUGCAGAGGUGGUAGUACACUAUGUGCUCACCAAGCAAGGUUUCGGUGCAGACAGGGCAGCAGAUCUGGAAAAGUCUGUUUGCUCUGUUGAGAAGCAUCAGUUUAUUGGCCAGACAGCAUGUGCCAAAUGUACUUAUGAGAGUGCAGUUUGAAGUGAUUUAUACCAUAAUUUUUAAUACAAAUAAAACUUUUGGUAGACACAAUCUCUGUCUUCUCUCCUGCAAUCACAGCUGAGACCCUGGUGAGGCAGGUGAAGAGGACUCGUAUCAAAAGAGAGGACUUUCACAUCCUGAAGGUCAUCGGCCGAGGCACGUUUAGUGAGGUUGCUGUGGCCAGGAUGAGAAGCACACAACAAGUUUAUGCUCUGAAAAUUAUGAAUAAGUGGGACUUGCUGAGGCGAGGAGAGACAGCAUGUUACCAGGAGGAGAGGGAGGUUUUGCUGAGGGGUGACAGACGCUGGAUUACAGAGUUGCACUAUGCCUUUCAGGAUGACAACUUUCUGUACCUGGUGAUGGAUUACUAUGUAGGGGGGGACCUGCUGACUCUGCUCAGUAAGUUUGGAGAUCGCAUCCCUGAGGACAUGGCUCAGUUCUACCUGGCUGAGAUGGUCAUGGCCAUUGACUCUGUCCACAGACUAGGUUUUAUACACAGAGACAUCAAACCUGACAACAUCCUGCUGACAGCUGAUGGACACAUCAGACUAGGGGACUUUGGUUCCUGUCUGAGACUCCUAGAGGAUGGGAUGGUUCACUCAUCUCUAGCAGUUGGGACCCCUGACUAUUUGUCUCCAGAGAUUUUAAGGGCAGUAAAGGGAGGUGGAGGUUAUGGUCCUGAAUGUGACUGGUGGGCUCUGGGUAUCUGUGCCUAUGAGAUGUUGCUGGGGAACACACCCUUCUAUGCAGAGUCCAUCUCUGAAACUUAUGCCAAGAUCAUCCACUUUCAGGAGUAUUUUGAGUUUCCUCCUUCUGGCCCUAAGAUUUCAGACAAGGCUUGUUUCUUCAUUACUGGGCUCAUCUGUGAGAGGGAAAUCCGUCUGGGUAGGAAAGGCUCCAGUGACUUCAAGAGCCAUCCAUUCUUCUAUGGACUAGAUUGGAGUUCCCUGCAUAAACUCCCUGCCCCUUUCCUGCCUGAAGUAUCUAAUCCAACUGACACUGCCAACUUUGACAUCCUGGACGACUGUCGCAGUGAAAUGGAGACGCUGUCUGAUGUAAUGGACAGAGCUCCAAUAGGAGUACACUUGGCUUUUGUUGGAUACUCUUACACCACUACAAGUCAGAUGGGUGCCAUUGACCGCAGUCAAGACAUCUUGAUGCAAAUUGACCACACAAGGCUCAAUGACUGUGAGAGUCUUUACACACCGGAGAAACUGAGCCAGCUGUGGCAGCUUACAGACACUGUACCAGAUAACCUGCCUACAUUGCUGGAGCUACCGCUCACUCUGGAUCAGGGUCCUACUGGAACCACCCACACCUCAACUGAGAAUGAAACUGACCAAAUAUCAGGACUCAAUGAAGACUUGCAGAGACGGUUACAAGAAGCUGAGAGGAAAUAUUUUGAGCUGGAGAAAGAAAUGGAGGGAUUGAAGAGGGAGAUACAGGACUGGCGAACCCCCAAGGAAAAAGAGCUGAGUAUCUGCCCAGUCUCUCUUGCUCUGACGGCCCACUGUAUGGACGCACCAUGGGAUAGGGAGAAAGUGCCCCCUGCCUGCCAUUACCCACUGAUGAUUCCUCUCCAUCGCCACCUGCUACUGUUCCACAGGGUUCGCCUGCCACAGGUGACUAGUGAGUCAUACCUGCUGGUGUGUGCAGAAGGAGGGGAGGUCCAAGCUUGGGAGAGACACUGUUAUAGUGAGCUCUCCUGAAUGCGCCUUAAGGUGGCACAUACUGAUUUCUCCCACUAUAACAGGACCAAAGACAGAGCAAUAGCUCUAUGAUCACUCCCUGCCCCACUCCUCAGCUUUCAAAACUUCACAAGAUGAAGAAGAAUCAGGACUAAAACGCCUCCAAACAGAGCUUCUCGGAAUGUCAUUAGUGAUGUUCCAAAUUAAGUUUCCCAACUGAUAUAUUGAGAAAGGUAGGUCAGACUGCUGGGAGCUAAUGAUGAAAGAAUGAUAAGGACAUUUUCUCACCUACCUUGCCUUCUUACCAGACAACACGUACCAGACUGAUAUUCAUGAUAAAGAUGCACUGAGCAAGGGUUAGAGAGCAUGCACUUUAAUGUGUGACAAUGAUUGAUGUUUGAGACAAUGCACAUCUUCAGGCAUUGACCAUGUUGGGGCAUUUAGCUGUUACACAAGAGAAAUCUUAUUUACUGUAUCAUAUCUGCACCUGUGAGUUGUUUGUCCUUAUGAUGCACUACUAUAGACAUGGUUUGUUGCUGUGCCUGUUGUAGUAUUCAAAAGGUUACUAAUGAUGACUAAUGUCUGUCUUAACCACAACACAUACCACUACAGGCUAUUGCGUUGUUAACAAGUACCCCUGACUGCAGUGUGCAGAUUGGGCAGAGCUCAACGUGGGCGGAGUCAAACGUUUGACGCUGCCACAUGAUAGAACUGCAUGCGCAGAAGAAAAAUAAUUGCCCCAAAUGAUGUGAAAUUGCAUAUUCACCCUUCCUCAAAGUGGCCAGAGUCAAACGUUUAAUAGUUGGGAAGUUAGGGUGGAAGAUGUGCAGUGUAGACACCCUAUAUGAAAUGUAUGACUACUUACAAAAACCUUUUCUAUAUUUAUUAAAUAAUUAAACUGAUUUUUCUCUACUUUCCACAAA
Micropterus salmoides (largemouth bass) is the source of this 3080-nucleotide messenger RNA. Its product is annotated as myotonin-protein kinase. Gene Ontology annotation, biological process: peptidyl-threonine phosphorylation; actomyosin structure organization. The coding region runs from base 655 to 2178 and encodes 507 amino acids. Lineage: Eukaryota; Metazoa; Chordata; Actinopteri; Centrarchiformes; Centrarchidae. Gene Ontology annotation, molecular function: ATP binding; protein serine/threonine kinase activity. The record is from RefSeq and is a predicted model, not a curated record. The transcript is spliced from 14 exons. Gene Ontology annotation, cellular component: cytoplasm; cytoskeleton.